AUGCAGAGGUGAGAGCUGUGGGCCUCGGCCGCCCUGACCCUCCUCUCCGCACAGGCCUUUCCACAAGCUGACAUCAGUAUCAGCCCAGCCAUCCCAGAGCUGCCCCAGGCUUCCCUGUGCCCACUGCUCUGGAUGGAGUUCAGAGGCCACUGCUAUCGAUUUUCCCCUCUCAGUAAGACCUGGGCCGAGGCUGACUUCCACUGUUCUGAGCUCUCCAUUGGCAAGAAGUCCCCCAAACUGGCCUCCAUCCACAGGCGAGAGGAGAAUGUUUUUGUGUGCGACCUUGUGGACAGCUGUGUUCCUGGGAUCCCAGCUGACAUCUGGACAGGGCUUCAUGACCACAGCCAGGAAGGGCAGUUUGAAUGGACCGACGGCUCAUCCUGUGACUACAGCUGCUGGGAUGGGAGGCAGCCAGAUGACAGCGUCCAUGCGGACCCGGGAGAGGAGUCUUGCCUGCAGAUACGGCAACGGCCCACAGCUCUGAGGUCAUGGAAUGAUAACACCUGCAGCCGGAGGUUCCCCUUUGUCUGCAAGAUUGCAUUUCUGACUGUUCAAUGA
Miniopterus natalensis is the source of this 558-nucleotide messenger RNA. The record is from RefSeq and is a predicted model, not a curated record. Lineage: Eukaryota; Metazoa; Chordata; Mammalia; Chiroptera; Miniopteridae.